ACCGUGGCCGGACACCUCGGAGCCGAAGUCAACACAGAGGAAGGCGUGCAGCAAUGGUUGACCACACCUCUCUCCACACAAGGUGAGGUCUUCAAGCUCAUCCACACCUACCACGUCAAGGUGGUGCGUCCGGAGGUGUACGGAAUGGUGGCACAGCUCGAAACAGCGCUCUCGAACCUCAACGACAAGCUGUUUUCCUGCAGGCAAGAGCUGAGCUUCAUGAUAGCGGACAACAGGUCAGCGCAGCGACACGCCUCUGGAAUGAUGCUGGUGACUACGGGGGAAAGGGUCUACCAACUGGGCUGGAUGAUCUCGCAGGUAGAUCCCAUGACGGUUCCUCAGGGAGACCACUGGAGUGGCAUGACGCUACUCACUUUUAAAAGCUGGGAUCUACGCAAUGGUUUCCUCAGAAAGUUUGGGGGAACCAGCGGCACGCCUUUUUGGUUGAAGGAUGGCAGCCCACAAACUGGGAAGCACAUCCGCGUAAGCCCCUGCACGCCACAAUGGCGGAGAAAACUCGAAAGCCCAAUUCGAGUUGCGCUUGCCUGUUUGAACAAGCACAAGGACACGCAGGGCAAGCAGGUGGUCAUUCUUUGGAAGUCCUUGACGGUGAUGUCCCCGAAAGAACACAGGGACUUCCAGCCAGACCACACCGCCUUUUGCCGGUUGUUUUAUGAAGAGUAUGAGGGAGAGUUUCGAGGAAG
Molecule: messenger RNA, 704 nt
Organism: Symbiodinium pilosum
Lineage: Eukaryota; Dinophyceae; Suessiales; Symbiodiniaceae
Source: the annotation of a GenBank genome assembly